AAUAAUGAUCUCCAUGCGUGUUCUCGGUUUGCUGCUGACAAUGGCCACGGCAUAUACGCCGUCCGACAGUCAGCAGUCACACGCGGUCCUACAGCCACCACGACACUGUGUAAAGGUUCUCAGUAAUCAAACCCAGGAAACAGAUUUAAACUGUAACGUACUCACGGGUACGGUAUGGACGUUCGAAUGGGUUCAACACUGGGCGAAGGAACAUGUGCAGUACGGACUAAAUGUAUACAUCAAGUGCGAGCCGAACAGCACGGUCAUCUUACGUCAGCCAAUCAAAGCUUUCCUUUUACGGAAGCUGGAUAUCAACUCAUGCGGUCUACGACAAAUGUAUGACUAUGAUUUGACAGCGGAUACUGCAGCUUUAGCCUUUACAGUCCGGACACUUACGAUUCAAGACUCUGUGUAUUUCAUCACGUUCAACGAGUUACAGGCCCUCUACAUAAAAUACAGUCGUGACGUCAUCUCCAAAUACCCGUGCUAUCUGCCGCCAUCCGUCGAGAAAUACGUAGAGCGAAAUGUUAGCGUAAAGUCGGAAGGAUAUGGAACCAAACAACAGCUUAUGGAACUGAGAGAGGCCUCUCGAAACCACAAGUUUAAGCUUCCACAAUGUGAGUACCAAGAAUUAAGAUACUAUGAAAAAUCGUUUUCACGAAAGAAUAAACUAAAUUUUGUGCGUAGAUUUUUAGAUAAAGGGAAAUUUCCAUCCCUUGAAGUUUUGAAUAUAUCCUCUUUGCAACUAGACAGGAUUCCUUCUGAGCUUUUCCGUGAACACUGGCCAGAGAAAUUCCCGAUGAUGAAAGUUGUGGACAUCUCAGCUAACAACAUUGGACAAAUACCGUUUGAGUUUCCACCUAGCUCACAGUGCAAUAUAACGGUGAACAUGACGAGAAAUAACAUCACUGUUCUCACGGAAUCAGCUCUCAAUAAACUUGAAACGUUUUAUCCUGGCAGAAUUCUACUACAAGACAAUCCCUUGUCGUGUGCGUGUAAACUUAAACCACUACUGCAUUUUGUGCGCUAUUCCGUGAAGCAAUUUGUUCAACAUUACGGCUAUUUGAGAAACCUGACUUGUCAAUCUCCUGUGAUCGUUCGGGGCCGCGCUGUGGGCGAUGUCUCGUUCAGAGAGGUCUGUCGGGACGAAGGGGAGGAGGAAGCAACAACUGUUGAAAACAUUCCGAGCUACGUCUUCUUCAUCACUCCACCGAUAUUCUUAUUACUAAUCACAGUAAUAAUGGUAUUUUUUCGCUUUCGAAAAGAGCUAAAAUUAAUAGCGUUUACCAGGUUUACUUUUAGGAGAAAUAGAACCAACCGGGAGGAUUUAGCUACAAAGGAAUACGACGCCUUUGUUUCCUACAGCUCCCAGGACGAGCUAUUUGUGACAAGGAUGUGUACCCGUCUAGAAGGACCACCCUACCAGUUCAAGCUAUGUCUACACUACAAACACUUCGUGCCGGGGCUUUGUAUAUCGCAAAACAUUAUCGAAAGUGUCGAGAGGAGUAGUCAUACUAUCAUGAUUCUCUCCAACAACUUUAUUGAAAGUGAAUGGUGUAUUUUGGAAUUCCGCAAAGCGUUCCACCAAAGUUUGAUUGGGCACAACAAACAUUUGAUUGUGAUACUACUGGAGGAUAUUGAAAACGACUGUCUACAACCGGAUAUGACGUAUUUUCUACAGACACAUACCUAUCUCCGCGCGGACGAAUACCUGUUUUGGGACAAACUUGUAUAUACACUGUCGAACAAACGAAUCGACCGCGACAAGAACGCAUUUUCUGUUGAUAUGGCAUGCGCAGGUAAAGACAAGAAAAAUAGUCGCCCAUUUAAUAGGGGUGAUGAGAUUAAAGAACUCGACGCAACCAUACCUUUAAGUUCUACUUAGAAAUAACGUUCGUGUGACAAAUACUCUCAGGGAAGUACAUGGAGGAAACUAACUGUAUCGUCCCGAAGGAUCAAAUGUGCCUUUAUGGGACAAUGUUCAAACUUCGGUAGAGACAGCUCUUAGUUACUGUUCUAACAUUAUUUAACUAGGUGAUAUUGAUUUGUUUAAAGUACGAAAUCCUAGGCUCAACGAAAUAAUUUUCCUGUUCAACAUAAUAAAUAUAUUAGAUGAGCCUACCCGAGUUACUGCUAACUCAAGUACACAUAUUGAUCCGAUAGUUGUAAAUGCUCUGUCAAUGUUCUUGAAGCUGCUGUUAUCCCUGUCGGCAAUAAUAUUACUAGAUGUAGAAAACUGUACAAUAGAUGUAGAAAACUGUACAAUAGAUAUAGAAAACUGUACAAUAGAUGUAGAAAACUGUACAAUAGAUGUACAAUAGAUGUAGAAAACUGUACAAUAGAUGUAGAAAACUGUACAAUAGAUGUAGCAUGCGACGGGACUGGAAAUGUCAUUAAGGGUUUCUUUGGUUAUCUUAAUAAUAGUGUUUGCAGACAGGUAUCAUGUUGAUAAAUGUUUGUCUCCCCACAUAACUUCAAACUUAUCAUGCAGAUAUAUAGUUGAGUGUGGUUUGGACAUCGGGGUCAAGAAUACAGACUGGUAUUUUGUUUUCAUUUUGGAUUUGAAGCAGCUAAUUUGUUUAAAUGAUUGGCCUGUUAGAAUUGACAAAUUCUGAAAGAAUAUCAGUUCUGUAUGCUUUCGUUUUGCCCAUUGUCUGGCGUCAUUUUCCAAAGAAUAAAACAUUUGAAUGUUUGAAGCACCACUGUGCAUAUAUAAAAUAAAA
This is a messenger RNA of Mizuhopecten yessoensis (Yesso scallop), 2723 nucleotides long. RefSeq names its product protein toll-like. Bases 5 to 1885 code for a protein of 626 amino acids. NCBI's taxonomy places the organism in Eukaryota, Metazoa, Mollusca, Bivalvia, Pectinida, Pectinidae. Gene Ontology annotation, biological process: immune response; toll-like receptor signaling pathway. The transcript has a single exon. Gene Ontology annotation, cellular component: membrane. The record is from RefSeq and is a predicted model, not a curated record. Gene Ontology annotation, molecular function: transmembrane signaling receptor activity.